AUGGCAGCUGAAGUUGAUGUCCGUGCUGUCGCUAAAUUCGCUUCCGUUCCAGAGACAACUGUGGUGGCAGUACUCGAGCACCCUACUGUUCAGCUCGUCCGCUCUCUUCUCCAUAACAUUGGUGUGAAGGCACAGGAAUAUGACCAGCUCAAAUCUCAGAAAUUUCGAUUGGAGGUGGAGCUAGAAACAGCUGUUCGAACAAGCGAAUCCAAAGUCAAGGCUCUACGAGGCUCACUUGAAAAAGGUCUCGCGGAAGUCACGAGGCUUCGGACCGAGCUACAGAAUUCAGAAAAUGCUCGAUCGAAGGCGCAACACGAAAUUGAGCAGAUUCGGUCUGCCAAUUCUCAAGACGCUGCUGAGGUGUCCACAUUAAAAUCUCGGGUGUCCUCUCUCGAAGCUGCCAACCGUGAUACCCUAGCUGUGCUCGACUCCAAGUCUACGGCUUAUGAUAAGUUGGCGGAAGAACUCUCUAGCCAACAACAGAAAGCACAGACCCUCCGACGUCGUGUGUCCGAGCUCGAACAGAACCUACAAAGCGCAAAUUCCGCCGCCGCAAGCACACGAUUCAGGGAACAGAGUUUGCAGCAGGAGCUUGAGUUGCUGAAGAGGAACAAUGAAUGGUUCGAGACGGAGCUGAAAACCAAAAGUGCUGAUUACCUAAAGUUUCGAAAAGAUAAGAGUGCUCGAAUUAGCGAAUUACAACAACUCAACGAGCAAUACAUCUCUGAAGCAGAGUCCUUACAGCGGUCAGAGGCAGCGCUGCGAAGCCGGUUAGACGAUCAAAUCCAAAAAUUUGAAGACUCCUUGACCACCAUACAAGAGCUUCGGGAAGAGGCUGUGCAAGCAGCCGAUGCCUUCCGUGUUGAGCUUGACAGCGCGGGCCGUCUAGCUGAUUUACAGAAAGCGUCUGCCGAUACUGCGAAACAACGGGCGCAAGAGCUGGCGAUCGCAUUAGAGGAAGCCAAGGAGGAAGCUGCGGAUGAGAUUGGGAGGAUUAGAGCUGAGGUGGAAACGGAGCAUAAUGAUAAGGUGGCGGCCGAGCAGCGCAUUAGCGAGCUCGAGUCGACGAUCGAACAGCUUCAAUCAGAGCUGGACCUACUCAAAGCUCAACCAAACACACCUCAGCGCAUCAACGGCCAUGGAACAAUGGACCCAACCCAUCCUGAUACUCCAACAGGAGUCUUUUCCCCUGGCUCAGCUUCACGCGUCAAAGGGAAUUUGUCGAUGACACAGAUGUUCUCUGAGUACAAGAAAGUAGAGCGAGAGCUAGCUAGUGAGAAACGCCAUGCAGAACAGCUGUCGAGAUCGCUCGAGGAAAUGGUAGAGAAUCUAGAGAAAACGCAACCUGAAAUUGACGAGUUGCGCGCCGAUCAUGGGAGGCUGCAGGGUGAAAUGGUAGAAAUUUCAACGCUCAGAGACAAAGCAACAAAAGAGCGGGAUACUGCGGUUAGGGAAAUGCGAAAAUUGCAAGGCCAAGUUGAUCAGCUUCGAAAGGAGCGUGAUGUUUUUCAACAGCAAGUCCGCGACGAAAGCUCACAAAUCAAGAUACUUCUCAUGGAACAACACUUACGCGAAAAGGGCCAAGAACUAUCACAAGAAGAGCUCAAAGACUUACAAAGAGCAGCCGUAGGCGAUCAGAACGAUCUGGCUGCCAUGAGCGACACAGGUCGAGUCAUUAGUGAGAACCUGACAGUUUUCAGGAACAUCAUAGAGCUUCAAGAGCAGAACGUCAAGAUACAGAGUAUGCUGCGGCAGCUUGGAGAGCGAAUGGAAAUUAGCGAGGCGAACGAGAAACAUCCGUCACGACAACAGGAACAUGAAGAGCUUGAAGCGCUCCGUGCCAGGGUGACCAUGUACAAAGAUGAGCUGCAAAAUAUGGUCACCCAGUCAAAGAGCUAUAUCAAAGAGCGCGAUAUGUUCCGAAAUAUGCUCGUGAGACGUGGUCAGCUUCCAGCGCAAGUCGAAGCGGGCGCCUUUGCUCAAUCAAUGCCGUUGCCAGCUGCAGGUUCUCCAUCUCGUGGCAUGGCUGGUAGCCUGCAAGGCUCGAUUACUGGUGAGGAAUCGGACUAUGCUAAGCUGCUCAAGGACCUACAACAUCAUUUCGAUUCUUACAAGCAAGAAGCUGCCACGGAUAAUACAGCGCUCAAGAAUCAGCUGAAUGAGCUAUCGAAACGAAAUUCCCUGCUGCAAAUCGACUUGAGCAAGCAAGUCAGUCUCUUGAGCGCUGCCAAUCAGAGGGGGGAAAUGCUGCAAGCAAAUUACAACAUGCUCAAAGCUGAGAGUGUUGAGCUCCAGAAACGUUCAGAGGCAAUUCGCGAGAAUGCCACAAAGCAGGAAGUUAGGACACAACAAGCCGCGGAAGAGCUAGUUGAAGCAAGAGGUCUAAUAGAUGGCAUGCAGCGGGAAACGGCAAAUCUGAAAGCUGAGAAAGAGUUGUGGAAGAGCAUUGAGAAGAGAUUGAUUGAAGACAACGAAUCGCUUAGGAACGAACGAGGCCGGUUAGAAAAUCUGAAUCACACUCUCCAGAACCUUCUCAACGAGCGUGAGCAAUCAGACACCGAGUCUCAUCGACGUCUUCAAAGACAGAUUGAGGGCCUGGAGACUGAACUCCAGACGACGAAACGAAAGCUCGACAGCGAAAUCGAAGAUGGGAAAAAAAAUGCUUUGCGGCGCGAAUAUGAGCACGAGCAGAGCCAAAAGCGUAUUAACGAUCUGAUGGCAAGCCUUACUUCUACUCGCGAGGACUCCAUUCAAGCCAAGGCAGCUCGGGAUCACUUGCAGGCGAGGGUAGAUGAGACGACCAUUCAGUUGCGUUCCGCAGAAGAACGUCUCCAAGUACUACAAGAGAAGCCAAGCGCAGAUCCGGGAACAGAUAAUCCUGUUGGCGGCGGUGAUGACCCCUUGACUCGUGUGCAAGAACUGUCUGUCGAGGUCUCCGAGCUCAGGCGCGACCUCGAGCUGAAGAUCAACGAGCUAGAGCGUAUCAACGAAGAAGUUGAAACAUACAAGAGCAUCAGCCAGGCUAGCGAGGAGCGUCUCCAAGAAUUAACCGAGACUAACGAUCAGUAUCGCGAAGAGACGCAGAGAACAUUUGAGGAGAAGGAAAGAGCUAUCAGCGAACUCCAGCGACGUGCCGAGGAUAUAUCGACAGAGCUUAUCACCACCAACAACGAGCUAACUCGACUUCGGGACGAGCGAAGUGCCUCAGAACGUAAACUCGACGAACAAAAAGCUGCCUUCGAGACCGAGAUCGUCCGACUCAGAGAUCAAAUUGACGAGCAAAAGGCGCGUGCUGAUGCCCUUCUAGAAGACGUGAAAUCUCAAGCAGGAAUUGCUACCCAGUACCAACAGAAUUAUGAAGACGAACUCGUAAAGCAUGCAGAAGCUGCCAAAACACUGCAAACAAUCCGUACAGAGAGCAAUCAGCUACGCCUGGAAAUGGUCGAACUCAAAACAAGGGCCGAAUCUUCAAUUAACAGCUUACAACAGAAGGAGGAAAGCUGGUCUGAACAGAAAGCUAGGUACGAACGUGAGCUAGCUGAUCUGAGGAAUCGGCGAGAAGAGGUCAUACAACAAAAUACUCUCUUGUAUGGCCAGCUCGAGGAGGUAUCGAAGCAAAUCUCGUUGCUGCAACGAGAUCGUACUUCCCUUGCCGAGAACGAAUCGGACAGUACUUCCGGUCCAGGCCUUGAAAAUUUGCAAGAGGUUAUCAAAUACCUGCGCCGAGAGAAAGAGAUUGUCGAUGUCCAAUAUCAUCUGUCCACUCAGGAGGCAAAGCGUCUUAAACAACAAUUAGAUCAUACUCAGUCGCAGUUAGACGAGACACGUCUAAAGCUCGACCAACAGCUUCGUGCCGAUGCUGAUACGGAGCGAAAUGCACUUAGCCACAACAAGCUUAUGGAGACUCUUAACGAGCUGAAUCUGUACCGGGAGAGCAGCGUUACCCUACGAGCAGAGGCAAAGCGGGCCUCGAACGCGCUUGUUGAGAAGUCAGAGAGAGUGGAAGAGCUUGUUGCUGAAAUGGCACCUCUUCAAACCCGAAUCGUGGAGCUGGAGAACUUGGUAGAAUUACGAGAAGGCGAGAUGAAACUACUUCAAGAAGAUCGAGACCACUGGCAGGCCCGUACCCAAAACAUUCUUGCGAAGUACGAUCGGGUUGACCCGGCAGAAUUAGAAAUGCUCAAGCAAAGGCUUUCUAGUCUUGAGAAAGAGCGGGAUGAAGCUGUCGCUGCUCGAGACUCUUUACAGACUCAAGUCGAAGGAAUUCCGCAACAAGUGGAGAUAGCAAAGCAGGAUCUUCGAGCACGAUUAUCCGAGCAAUUCAAAGCUAGAAAUAAAGAUCUUACUGGGAGAAUCAAUCAAAAGCAGACAGAACUCGACACUGCUAACUCUCGAAGAGCUGAAUUGCAAACGGAGCUUGAUUCUACUAGAGAGCAAUUGAAGUCGCUGCAAGAUCAACCUCCUGCCUCUCAAAUUAAUGGCGUGCAAGAGGAGUCGUCUACAAAUACAUCACAUCCAACCCAGCCAGAACCAGGGUCUCCUCCGAACGAAAAUGGUUCCAGUGCCAGGAUUUCGCAGCUCGAAGCCGAACUUGCGACGAAAGACCAGGAAAUAGAGCGUCUGAAAGCCCAGCAAGACUCGAUAUUUAAGGCACGUGAGACCGAAUUACGGAGCAUGCUCAACAAGAGAUUAGCGGAAGUCAAAGCUCAAAUACAAGCUGCUUCUGCCAAUACCAUCAAGGAACUCGAAGAAAAGCUGCAGGCGAGACAAGAAGAAAUAGAAGCCCUUCGGACAGAAAAGAUGGCCCCUCAGGAUUCGUCGGCCACCAAGGGCGCAAACCCUUCUGGAGAAACCGCUGCUGUGUCCCAGCCACCGGAGACAAAUGAAGAACUUCCGCCACUCUCAGCAGACCAAAUCAGGAUUCUCGUCAGGGAAAACGAGACGGUUCGCAGUAUGAUUCGAACCAAUAUUCGAAUGGCCGUCGACAAGGAGAAAGAGAUUCUGCGCAAGGAAAUUGAGGAGGCGCAAACAGCAAGUGGGCAGGCGCUUCCGAAUUCCACGACUGAAGAACUGGAGAGGAAAUGCGCGGUAGAGAAGGAGGCUUUGGUCAAGGAGCUAGACGACAAGUUCAAGGCGGAGAAGCAAGCUCUCCUCAAAGCUGAGGAAGAGAAGCGAGCGAGUGAGCGACAAGCACUACUGAAAGAGCAAGAGGACAAGAUGGUACGUGAGAAGCAGACGGUUGUCAUCGAGCUCCAGGAGAAGUUUGCAGAGGAAAGACUGGUCUUUAGCAAGGAGUCUGAAAGGAAGAUCGAAGAUCAGGUAGCAUUGGCGGAAAAGCGCAAUGCUGUGAAAGUGAACUUGGCACAGAGCCAAGCACGAAACGCCAUGGCCAAGGUUCAGGUCGUUACGAAAGCCGCAACAGAAACGCCUGAGAAGCCGGUGGGCGAAGUUUGGGCUGUUGCAAAGGAUGCCAAAGCUCUACCAGCAGGAACAGGAACAGGAACAGGAACAGGAACAGGAACAGGAACAGGAACAGGAACAGGAACAGGAGCAGGAACAGCAACAGCAACAGCAACAGCAACACCCAAGCCGACCACUCCUAUUCCUGCUUCUUCCACCCCAUCAUCUGGCGCAAAUCAGAAAGCACAGACUGAGCAAACAGCUUCUGCUGAGAAGGCGCCCGAUCCUCGACCCCAACCAUCUACCACCCACAUCCCAACCGUGAAGUCCGAGCCUCCCACGGCUGCCAAGCCAGACUCCAUAUCAAUCACCCCGAAUCCAUCUCAACCGUCCGAAGCAACCCCGAAACCUGCACCAACCAAUCACGCCGAUCCUGGUCUUGCAGCGGUACGUAGCCUGCACACUAAUCUUCCCAGAGGCAACCGAGGUGGCCGGGGAGGGGCCCAAGCCAACCAGCUCAACCAAGAAGCAAGCACCUCUAAUACUCCACAGCAGUCACAACAGGUGGCUGGCCGUGGUUCUGGUAUCCCACGAGGCGGGCCUCGAGGUAGAGGACAAGGUCGAGGUGGUGCGCCACACGUGCAGACCCAUGCGGCACAAAGUGCGGGCCAAGGCCAGGCCAGCGGGAGUCCCAGGGGAGCAAUGAACCCACAAGCACGGCAAUUCAACCCUCAAGGAAACAAACGAAGUAGGGAAGAUGGUCCAGGGGAUGACCAAGGAGGUAAGCGGAUCCGAGGUGGUGGGGCUGGCACAUAA
This is a messenger RNA of Endocarpon pusillum Z07020, 6216 nucleotides long. RefSeq lists its product as uncharacterized. Gene Ontology annotation, molecular function: structural constituent of nuclear pore. The coding region runs from base 1 to 6216 and encodes 2071 amino acids. Gene Ontology annotation, biological process: protein import into nucleus; mRNA export from nucleus. Gene Ontology annotation, cellular component: nuclear pore. NCBI's taxonomy places the organism in Eukaryota, Fungi, Ascomycota, Eurotiomycetes, Verrucariales, Verrucariaceae. The record is from RefSeq and is a predicted model, not a curated record. The transcript is spliced from 2 exons.